AUGAAAAAAAAAUCAAAAGAAAAAGGUGAUGAAUCUACAGCACAUCCCAUUAAACGUGUUCAGUUCCACAAAGAUAGAAGUAAUAUUCAUCCACGUGAAGAACGAUUUUUAUUACCAAUGACACUUGCCACUUCAGUAUAUUCGUCUCAGCAGUUGCAGGAUGAAAAUGAACUUGAUUGGCUGCAAACACAUGGUUCUAUUACGGGUUCUUAUUGGAAGCUGGAACUAAAAGACAAGAAUAAAAGAAUUGCUGAUGUUGUUGAAGAGGUUGGUGAUGAAAUUAUUGAAUAA
Molecule: messenger RNA, 291 nt
Organism: Rotaria sp. Silwood1
Lineage: Eukaryota; Metazoa; Rotifera; Eurotatoria; Philodinida; Philodinidae
Source: the annotation of a GenBank genome assembly